AUGUACAGGUCCCAGAGGACGUCACUCGCAGAAGACAGGCUCCUCAACCACGUCAAAACCCCAUCUUUCUCCUCUUCCCUCCUCGAUCAAAUUUACCGCUCCAUUGACGACGGUGAGAGGGAGAGUGGCGAAAUCAAGUUGUAUCCAGAAACGACGGCCAGGAAACAGACCAGGAUCGGCGGGAAACAUAGUAACAGAUGCGUGCAAGAGGUGGAGUUGGCAACGGAGAGUCUUCCGAGAGCUUGUAUACUGGAUAAGUGGAUGGACGAGAAGAUGGCCGAAAAACAUGGGACUCAUGGGCGACCCAAGCCGACGGAGAUGGACAAGAAAGUACGUCGCCGUCAUGAUCGUCAGUCCCAAGAUGCUCUGUUUUUCAGUUCAACAUCAAGUUCCUCGGAUUCUAGUUACGGAGGAUUCUCAUCCUCUGACACGGAGUCCAUGUUCGGAGUGGGAUCGGGGGCAUCACGUUUCGCACCCCCGAGGCCCAAGCCGGUAAGGACCAGCGUGUCCGACGAGAAAGAGAGGAGGCACAGCGCUCAGAUUUAUGGACACAAAGAAGUUCACACGUUUGAUGCUUAUCGUCAAAAUCCUAGCACAACAGCCAACAACGAAGGCUUAAUCAAGUCAAAAUCGAGGGCCUUGAAGAUCUACAACAAUCUCAAGAAGGUAAAGCAGCCUAUAUCUCCCGGUGGGAGGCUCACGAAUUUCCUGAACUCUCUGUUUACUCAUGGGAAUACGAAGAAAUCAAAGAGCACGCCUGCUCUGGGAGGCUACGAAGACUUGAAAGCUGAGAGAAAAUCAAAAUCAGGGCAAGCCUCGGUUUCGGCCUGUUCCUCUGCAUCAUCAUUCUCACGCUCUUGUUUGAGCAAAACCUCGCCUUCUUCCAGACACAAGUUACGAGACGGCGUUCAAAGAAGCGUUCGUUUCUGCCCCGUAAGCGUGAUCGUUGACGAAGAAAGCCGACCCUGUGGCCACAAAUACUUGUACGAACAGAACGACCAUAGCGUGAUGAUGCCGGUGUCGGUGCCAACCGCAUGGAAAAUCGGACGGUCACCGUUAACUUACAAGAAGAACGAUGGGGAGAUAAAGUUGGCGGCCAUGGAGAAGAGCAGGAGGGUAGAAGAAGCUGGAAGAGAGCUUCUGAAAGAGUACCUUCAGAAUCAGAAGAAGAGCGAUUUCACAUUGAUGGAUUUGCCUCUGAGGACAAAUGAGUAUGAAGAUGAGGACGACGAUGCGGCCAGCUAUUCAAGUUCGGAUCUUUUUGAGCUGGACCACUUAGCGGUCAUGGAAAAGGGUAGAUAUUGUGAGGAGCUUCCGGUGUACGAGACUACUCAUUUUAGCACGAAUCGUGCCAUAGCCAAUGGUCUGAUAACGUAG
Neltuma alba is the source of this 1377-nucleotide messenger RNA. Its product is annotated as protein BIG GRAIN 1-like B. Bases 1 to 1377 code for a protein of 458 amino acids. The transcript has a single exon. The record is from RefSeq and is a predicted model, not a curated record. Gene Ontology annotation, biological process: auxin-activated signaling pathway. NCBI's taxonomy places the organism in Eukaryota, Viridiplantae, Streptophyta, Magnoliopsida, Fabales, Fabaceae.